Molecule: messenger RNA, 207 nt
Organism: Protopolystoma xenopodis
Lineage: Eukaryota; Metazoa; Platyhelminthes; Monogenea; Polystomatidea; Polystomatidae
Source: the annotation of a GenBank genome assembly
AUGAAGAAGGAGAAUGAAGAAGAAGUGGAUAUGAUAGAGGAGGAAGAAGAAGAAGAGAUGAAGGAAGAUGAGGAAGUAGAGAUGAAGGAUGAAGUGGAAGAAGAAGAGAAUAUGAUAGAGAAGGAAGAAGAAGAAGAAGAAGAAGAAGAGGAGAUAAAGGAAGAGGAGGAAGUAGAGGAGAUUAUGGAGAAGGAGGAAGAAGAAUAG